UUAGAUUUAAAAAAAAUGUACUAUUUAAAAUUAAAUGAAAUUUUUAGCAUUUUAUUUCUAUCAUUUGCUAAAAUAAAACUAAUUGCCCGACAGAUGCAUGUUGAGAAGCAUGUGUUUUAGAUACUUUCCUAGAUACAGGAAGUUGACAUAAAAAAUUAAUCUAUUUUUCCUUGGAGGCCACACUUUUGUUUCCUGAGAAAACAUUUGAACAACAAGUUUAGUUGUGCAGUGAUAUAAAACUGUUGGAAAAAAUCAUGCAUUUUUUCCCCUUUAUUUUUACUUUGUAACAAAAACAAAACAAAAAACACCUUCUUUUGCCUGUCUGCUUAGCUAAGAUUUACUACAGGAAAAUAGACAGAAAAAUUCUCUGUAGACAUUCAAUGCGAACCGAAAAUCUAAAUCUACUGUAAAACACGGUUGAACUGAUAUCAAACUUAACUAAUCUUGAAUAACUCAAUCAAGUUGACAAACUGAAAGAUUGGACUCACUGCCACACUCCUCGCUGCCAUGCUGUGUUCGUCGUCGACCUGCAUGUUACACCUGCUGCUAGUGCUUAUACACACUGUAGCACUGCACACCUCAAACAUAGAAUUAGAAUAAAUAGUUGGGGAUCAAGGACAAGUCUCAUUAUCUGAUGUCUGACAUAGUUAUUUAGUCAACAUGGGAACAUGAUACAAUGCUAAUACCAGAUCAGUUUAUCAAUACUGUUUACAUUCAUAGCUUUGUUAGCAACUGUCACACAAUGGUGUGCGUGCCAUAGUUUGAGAACCACUGUUCUAGAACAUUUUUUAAACAUUUAGCCAAAGAAACACCACAACCAAAAUAAAGACUGUGAGUUCCAGUUCGCCCUGUUGUUGUUGCAGCGCUGGUUGGUAAUAUUUAGACAGCAGGUGGUGCCACAGCGUAGAGCCGCUCUCACUGUGAGCGUUCACCCAGCAGGAGUCAGGCGGCGCUGGGAAACAAUAGUGCUGAAGGUCCGUGUGAAGAAGUCAAGGCUAUUUUUGGUGGGGCCCGCCUUACUUGCUAUUUCUGUCAGCAGGAGGACCAGGAGGAGAAGAAGGGGGGGCAGGACCUGACUUUAGGGGCAGGACUUUUAUUUUCUGAAACUUGCCUCCGUCAAAUCUCGACCUUUUUCCUCUCUUUUCUUAUUCUUCUGCGGACUAACAACAGCAGCGCCUCCUGCAUCCCCUCCUCGGCAGCUUUAAACCUCCUCGCUUGGAUGCACGCGGACCUUAUUUAGCAUCUGCUCGGUGUUUGUGUGGAUUUAUGUCGCUGUCUGGAGUCUAGACUGUGUCAGUGCUCUGCUGGGUGUUAACGGCUAUCGGACAAGAUGGAAACAGCUCGUCUGGGAACAUCGUAAAGACAGACCGUCAGGACACCAUAUUUCAUCCAGUGGCAGAUUCCUCAGUUGCUGUGCACACAUCGUGUGCGUCCUUUCCCAUGGACCUGAGGGUGGGAGAGCGGGGGAUGCGCCCAGGUUCAGACACGGCGCUCUUCGCCCCGCUGCACCCACCUUUACUCCUCACCCAGUUCUCCUCUCAGCCCUGCGCUCCGUUCUCCCAGCAGCACCUGCACCAACAAAUCAGGUAUAACGUGGAGCAGAGGAGGCGAGAGCAGGAACAUCAUGAGAAGCAGCAAGAGUUGCAGCAGCUCAAGCACAAAGACAAGAGCCAACAAAGUGCAGUGGCCAGUUCCUUGGUGAAACAGAAAUUGCAGGAGGUGAUUCUUAAAAAGCGGAAACAGGCGGCGCAACAAGGAACAAACGUCAGCGCACUGACUCCGGCUCCUGUAGUAUACAGAAACUUUGGUCCAGAACAGGGUCUGUCCUCACAACCUCUGGUUACAUCUCCAUCACAGUCUUCUCCUGAUGGUCCUGAAGGGACGCCUCUACGUAGAGCUACGUCUGAGCCUAAUCUGAAGGUGAAACAUAGGCUGAAGAAACACCUCAAGACACGCAAGAGUCCGCUCACCCGAAAAGAGAGUGCUCCGCCCACUGUCAGACACAGAGUGCCUGACACACUAGACUCAUCUCCUAGCAGCAGCAGCACUCCAGUGUCUGGCUGUAGUUCACCAAAUGACAGUUUACCCAAUGAAAAUGGACUGCUGCCCUCUGCAGGCGGCCUCUCACAUGAGGCCCAGAAGCUGCUGCUCAGAGAUGGCACUCUGGCUAACUUCACCAUCCCCAGCCCUUCUACUCUGCCCACCAUCACACUGGGACUGCCAGCCAACGCCCGGGCUGAAGAGGAGUUGUCUUCCCUGAAGGUCAGUCGUGUGCCUGUGGUCACAGCAGGGGGCUCCCCAGUCUUCCUCCCCCUGAGCAGAGAGGAACAGGCCGGACACCCUCACCUCCCUGUCAUCAUCCUGGAGCCUUCUGGCCUGGUGCACACUCCACUGCUCACUGUGCCUGGAUUAGACCCCGUCCCACUGCAGUUUGCCUCCCAGUUAGAGCACCUGUCUCCCGGAGGCUCUCAUCCUCACAAGCCCCUGAGCAGGACACGAUCAGAACCACUUCCCCAGAGCACGAGGACGCUUCACACGCAGCUACUUCAACAGCAACACAACACGCAACUACUGGAGAGGCUCAAACAGCAGACUCACCUGGGCAAGCUCAUGUCCAAGUCCAGUGAGAAGCCCAGACUGCACCAGAUCCCCUCUGAGGACAUGGACUCUGAGGACAGCGGAGCUGUGUCGCCCACUGAGCCCACCUAUCAGAGCAGAGCCAGGGCAGAGUCACUAAGGGAGGCGGAGCCAGGAGCAACCAAUAGCCAUGAAGAGCAACUGAACCUGCAGCAUGCGCUCAUACUGAACCAGUCAUUACUGUGGGAGCAGCAGAAGCAGCUGCAGCAGCUGCACAGACAGAUGGAGACACUGGCAGUGCCCAUGCUGCGCGUCGGUGGAGGAGUGGUGGGCGGGUUAGGUAUUCAUCGCCCCCUGUCAAGGACACAGUCAUCCCCGGCCUCGACGUCACUCACUCUGCCUGAAAAGACCCUCAGCCUGUCGCCUCAGGACAGCAGCAGCAAAUCACGCUUCACCACAGGUCUGGUAUACGACUCUCAAAUGCUGAAGCACCAGUGCACAUGUGGAGACAACAGCAGUCACCCAGAGCAUGCUGGGAGAAUCCAGAGCAUCUGGUCACGACUGCAGGAGAGAGGCCUGCGGGGACAGUGUGAGAGUAUUCGUGGCCGUAAAGCCACAUUGGAGGAGCUGCAGUCGGUCCACACAGAGCGGCACGUGUUGCUCUACGGCACUAACCCACUCAACAGACUCAAGCUGGAUAAUCGCAAACUGGCCGGAAUUCUGUCUCAGAGGAUGUUUGUGAUGUUGCCAUGUGGAGGUGUAGGGGUUGACAAUGACACAAUCUGGAACGAGUCCCACACCUCGACAGCCUCACGGAUGGCAGCAGGCAGCGUUGUUGAACUGGCCCACAGAGUGGCCAAAGGAGAGCUGAAGAACGGUUUUGCUGUGGUCAGACCGCCAGGACAUCACGCAGAUCCCUCCAAUCCAAUGGGUUUCUGUUACUUCAAUUCAGUAGCAAUAGCUGCCAAGCAGCUUCAGCUCAAGCUCAGCGUCAGCAAGAUCCUCAUAGUUGACUGGGAUGUUCACCAUGGUAACGGCACCCAGGAAGUCUUCUACAGUGACCAAAGUGUUCUCUACAUCUCACUUCAUCGCUAUGACGAUGGGAACUUCUUCCCUGGCAGUGGGUCACCUGCUGAGGUCGGUUCUGGAGCAGGGGAGGGCUUCAAUGUCAACGUCGCAUGGACCGGAGGACUGGACCCACCCAUGGGAGAUGCGGAGUACCUUGCUGCAUUCAGGUCUGUGGUGAUGCCCAUCGCUCAGGAGUUCAGCCCUGACGUCGUCCUGGUGUCGGCCGGAUUUGACGCGGCAGAAGGAAACCCAGCUCCUCUGGGAGGAUACAAGGUCUCGGCCAAGUGUUUCAGCUUCCUGACCCGUCAGCUGAUGUCUCUCGCAGGCGGUCGUGUCGUUCUGGCCCUGGAGGGAGGUCAUGACCUGACAGGGAUCUGUGAUGCGUCUGAGGCCUGUGUCAGUGCUCUUCUGGGUAUACAGGAGCCGCUGUCUGAAGAAGUGCUGCUUCAGAAACCCAACGCCAACGCUGUCCGCUCGCUGCAGGCCGUCAUUAAAAUACAAAGUCAGUACUGGCAGAGUGUGAAGGCUCAGAGUGGAUCAGUGUCUCUGUCCUACCUGGCUGCUCAGAGAAGAGACUGUGAGGAAACAGAUGCCGUCAAUGCUCUGGCCUCACUGUCUGUGGGUGUCCUCUCCGGCAAGAGUCUCUCUGAUGAGCCGAUGGAGCACGACAGUGACUCCAUGUAGAAGAACCCGACCACUCACUUCACAGAGACCACCUCCAGGAUUUGGGUCCAACCUGUGGCCUUGAAGGAUAGGAGAUUUUUUAAAGCCUCUGAGCCCCGACCCACACCUGCCUUAUCAACACUCAGUUCACCCAUUAUUCUGUGAUGCUGACGCUCUACAGUCUGGAUGCUGCUCAGAUGAAGUCAGCAGCUCCGUCUGCAGCUGGGAAACCUUCUCAAACCUCACCAAAGACCACAGCUACACGAGACCAUUUUUGUACUAGACCUCAUUGUGUUCACGUCCAGAGGGGACAUAACCAAGAGUUUAGGAGUGGAGCUCAGAUUCUUCUAGAAUCACUACAGAAUCACCAGCAGCCGUUUGUUGCCUUAAAGGAAGGACCAACAACUGUGUUCAGAGCAGAGAGAACUCCCCAACAUUGAAUCCAUUCCUUUACUGCCACAGGUCAGAGGUGAAGCAGCCGACACACAGUGGGGUCCAGCCCGGCUGCUUCAGUGAGAACCUGCUGUAGAACAUCAGGUCAUGUGAUCUACUCUACUCUGAAUCCUCGUGGAUAAUCCUGCAAAACAAACAAAAAAGAAAGAAAGAUUUUUUUUUAGAUGAAGAGAAGAAGACACAGAUGAUGGUGUGUUUUUAAUGAUGUCACAAAAGUCAACUUAACCACUAACAGGAGACGAAGACAAAGAAACUCAGAGAUAAAACAGAGACAAAUGAAGACACGACGUGGACAACUGUGGUUUUGAAGAAACAAAGACAAAGGGCUGAAGUCCUUGUUGUUUUUUUUGCACUGUUCAUUCCAUAAUGUGAACCAUAUAAAAAGAUUCCAAAGCUCUGGGAGAAGACAACACACACACACACACA
This is a messenger RNA of Cynoglossus semilaevis (tongue sole), 5187 nucleotides long. It is a transcript of the gene hdac7a, whose product is annotated as histone deacetylase 7a. The transcript has 26 exons. The record is from RefSeq and is a predicted model, not a curated record. Gene Ontology annotation, biological process: negative regulation of transcription by RNA polymerase II. NCBI's taxonomy places the organism in Eukaryota, Metazoa, Chordata, Actinopteri, Pleuronectiformes, Cynoglossidae. Gene Ontology annotation, molecular function: histone deacetylase activity. The coding region runs from base 1441 to 4329 and encodes 962 amino acids.